Molecule: messenger RNA, 1980 nt
Organism: Bufo bufo (common toad)
Lineage: Eukaryota; Metazoa; Chordata; Amphibia; Anura; Bufonidae
Gene: DPYSL4
Product: dihydropyrimidinase like 4
Exons: 14
Coding region: 76-1800 (574 amino acids)
Cellular component (GO): cytoplasm; cytosol
Molecular function (GO): hydrolase activity, acting on carbon-nitrogen (but not peptide) bonds, in cyclic amides
Source: RefSeq, a predicted model, not a curated record
CCGAGCCUGACACACAGCACACAGGUCCGGAGCCUCAUCUGCCGGGAGCCGGGGCCCUGAAGCUAAGGAGCCAGGAUGUCUUACCAAGGGAAGAAGAACAUCCCUAGGAUUACUAGCGACAGACUUCUCAUCAAAGGAGGGAAGAUCGUAAAUGACGACCAGUCCUUCUGUGCAGACAUCUACAUCGAAGAUGGCUUAAUAAAGCAAAUUGGAGAAAAUCUGAUUGUCCCUGGUGGGGUGAAGACCAUUGAUGCUCAUGGCUUGCUGGUUAUACCUGGGGGAAUAGACGUCCACACUAGACUGCAGAUGCCCAUCAGGGGAAUGACAAGUGCGGAUGACUUCUUUCAAGGAUCUAAAGCAGCAGUUGCCGGAGGCACCACGAUGAUAAUUGACCACGUAUUUCCCGAUGCCGGAAUGAACUUGGUUUCUGCCUACGACCAAUGGAGAGAAUGGGCGGACGGGAAAGUCUGCUGUGACUACUCACUACACGUGGACAUCACAAACUGGCACGAGAGCCUAAAGGAGGAGAUGGAGGCCUUAGUGAAGGACAAGGGUGUGAACUCCUUUCUUGUCUUCAUGUCGUACAAGGACAGAUACCAGUGCACAGAUGCUCAGAUGUAUGAGAUUUUCAGCAUUGUUCGUGAUCUCGGGGCCAUAGCUCAGGUUCACGCUGAGAAUGGAGACAUCAUUGACGAGGAACAAAGGCGCCUGCUAGAAUUUGGCAUCACUGGACCCGAAGGUCACCCGCUCAGCCACCCGGAGGAGGUUGAAGCAGAGGCGGCUUUCCGUGCGAUAACCAUCGCAAAGCAAGCCAACUGCCCCCUGUACAUCACCAAAGUCAUGAGCAGGGGGGCCGCCGAGGUGAUCGCUCAAGCAAAGCGGAAAGGCGCGGUAGUAUAUGGCGAGGCUAUAACAGCCGGUUUGGGCACUGACGGCUCCCACUACUGGAGCAAGAACUGGGCAAAAGCUGCAGCUUUCAUUACUUCUCCACCAAUCAGUCCUGACCCUACAACUCCAGAGUAUCUCAGCUCUCUACUGUCCUGUUCGGAUCUUCAGGUCACCGGCAGCGCGCACUGCACCUUCACCACAGCACAGAAAGCUGUAGGAAAGGAUAACUUCACCUUAAUUCCCGAGGGAACGAAUGGAGUAGAAGAAAGAAUGUCAAUUAUAUGGGAGAAAUGUGUGACUUCGGGCAAAAUGGACGAGAAUGAAUUUGUUGCCGUGACCAGCACAAAUGCAGCCAAGAUUUUUAACUUGUAUCCCCGGAAGGGAAGGAUUGCCACCGGCUCAGACGCUGACCUCGUUAUCUGGAAUCCCAAAACUGUUAAAAUCAUUACAGCCAAGACCCAUAACCUGGAAGUGGAAGUAAAUAUAUUUGAAGGGAUGGAGUGUCAUGGAGCCCCAGAUGUGGUGAUCAGUCAAGGCCGAAUCGUGUUAGAGAACGGAUCUCUCCAUGUGACCCCCGGAUCCGGACGCUUCAUUCCUAGGAAAACCUUCCCUGACUUUGUAUACAAAAGAAUUAAAGCCAGGAACAGGAUGGCGGAGGUCCGGGGCGUUCCCAGGGGUUUGUAUGAUGGACCUGUUCAUGAAGUUACAAUAACUGCAAAUCCAGCAGCACCCACGCCAACGUCGAGGAUAGGAGCCUGUCCAGGAAAGGUCCAGAUGGCGCCAGGCCGCAACCUGCAUCGGUCUGGAUUCAGCUUGUCAGGUACACAAGCAGAUGAUCAUCUACCAAGACGCACAACACAAAAAAUUGUAGCACCCCCUGGUGGUCGUUCUAACAUUACUUCACUUUCAUAGUACUGCACAAACGCCUGUAUAAAGUUGUGUAACUGCGGAGAAGAAAUCACAAGAUUCAGCAUGAUGAUUUUGUGAAAACAGGAAAAAAAAAUGCAAACCUUAAAAGUUUCCCUUCUGAUUCUCAUCCACGACUGUGUAUGAAGUCUACUGGGGGAGUGAAUUAAAACUCUGGAAGGCACC